CUGUCAGGGGCUUUGCAGCAGUGGGACGAAUGACGGCUUAGUUGGAGGAAGUUACUGGUAGCAGCUGUGCUAGUAUGUAACCUUACACGAGUAGGAUCCAGCGUUGCAGCAAGAUAGAGGUAAGAAUCUUAAAAUCAUGAUAAUAGUUGUACGUAAAUAUCGGCACAGAAAGCAUUGGAGUAAAUACAUGUGGGCGUGAUCAUCUAACGCCCGCUUGGAGCACCCAGGCUAUAAACAAACUUGGUGUGCUGUUCAGGGCCUACGCUAAAGCGACCUAGCAAAGCCUGUCUGACAGAUUUAACAUCGAGAUGCCUGCAUUUAUAUGUACACGUUUGUGGCCGCAUGUUUUAGCACAGACAAUCGUUCAUAAAGAUGCGUUCAAAUUAACAGCUCUUUUGUUUAACAGAGAGUAUGUACGUGUGAUAAUUCAUCCAUAAGUUAACAUUAGCAUGCUAACGAGCAUGAACGCGCUGUGCAACGGAUUGUUGUUACGCUGUUCGAAACGACCGCGCGCGGAAAAAAUCGCUCAAAGUUGUGUCCGUCUAGUCUUGUUGUUCGCUUAAAGUGGUUUGGUCUUUUCUGUCCGAACAGCUUCAAACAAAAGCCCUUUUCCAAACGGAGUACUACAUUUCUUUUGAACUGGGUUAUUGCAAAACAGAUAAGGAGAAAAACGGUUACAAAGUGGAGCCCGCGUCGCUUGAGCGUCGAGUCUGCCGCUUGUAGUUCACAAUGAAUGGGGCGCGAACAAGUGAUUUACCGCGUGAGUUCGCUUUCUGCGCGCAUCAACCGUUAGCGGUCCGAUAGCGUUAGCAUGCUUACUAGCAACCACCACAUUGAGAGAGCGAUAACUUGUUAAUAAUUAAACAUUAGCGUCCCUCUUGGACAUUUAUCCAAGUUGGUCAUAGAGUUAGUGUUGUAGCACUUAAUUAGGAUUACCUAAGGCUAACGGUGGUGAAAAAUAAGAUGUUUUAUAAACGCGACUGACUACGGAAACAGCCAAAUCCGAGAUGCUAGCAGUUCAGAGAACAAGUUAGCAUUCACAGCUGAUGGAGGUACAGAGGAUCAAAGUUUUACUCUUCUCGGCUUAUCUGUGUUUAAUAGUUACAUUUAUAAAAUGAAUAGUCGUGUCCUAUGCGUAAAAAACGCAAAAACUGUCAGCUACAAACAAUAGAUAAGUCAAUACGAGGUUAACUGCCGAGUUGGAUAACAGAUACAGUAUAAGGAGUUUGUGUUGGUGUGUUUGCUGCAAGUCAGUGAUUUCGGAGGAAUAGUAAAAUAAAAAGAGAUGUACCGUAGUACUACCACUGUCCGGAACCCACGUUUAUUAUGGCUAAAACCAAUUUUAACAGGAAUUAAUGAACUAUAAUGUGGUACAAAUAUGUACAAGUAAAAACUUGCACAAAUAUGUGGGAAUGUUUAAGACAAUGGUGAAUAUUCAUGGACAUGCAAUAUAUACCUAAAUCAGUCAGCCUUCACAUAUGUGUAACUUGUUCUGGUAAGAAAAUUAAUUUACCAGCUUUCUUCUCACCUGGCUGUGUUAAUAUUUGAUUCUGAUUUAUCAAAACCCCUCAAGAAUGGUUAUUAGUCUAAAUAGCAGAGGCCGCCACACUUUGUGUUGUAUGUCCAUGCAUGUUAAGUGCUCUAUAAUUAAAGUUUGAUUUGAUUUUCACACAUCUGUUAUCAAUUCAACCUGUUUCUAUUGGCUGUGCAACAUAAAUGUUUCCUUUCCCACAGUAUCAGUAGAUAUUAGGGAGAGUGUGUUUGAUACUAGUCUGAACUUAUUAGGAGGACACAUAACUUUACACUGGUGGCCAAUGGCAGACCAGUCACCAGCAGAGAAAAGAAGUGGGGAAAAAACAGCACUAAGAGGAGUGAGUGAUGACAAAAACACAAGGAGAUGAGUCAAAAAGAUAUCAAGACAUGAAGCAAGAACAAGCUGCAACUCAGUGGGGUUUAUGGGACUGGUUGAGGGAGAGGAAAGCAAACAGAAAAGAGACAGAAAAAAGGCUGCUGCUGCUGCUUUUAUCAAUGCAGAACAAGGAAAACUUGCCCUUGGUUUGGCGUCUAUUGUCCUUGCAUAGUUCAAACAUCACAGUGACCUUAACCUUAUCGUUAUUUUACAACCUCUAUGAACAUCUUCGAUAGUAUUUUUCCCAUCAACUGUAAAAGAAGAUAUUAAGUUCAAUCUGAUUUAAAGUAGUAAAGCAGGAUAAUUUAGAUUUUAGAUUAUACCUUGAAUGAAAAAUGGUUAGUUUAAUGGUUACUUUACCCAUGAGUAAGCUGAUAAGGAUACUGUUGUCAUGGAAUCACUACAGGGGUUAAAGUGGUGGAUUUCUGCUUCACAUAACCACCAGUAAACUACACGUCACCCCUUAAAGAGACCGAGGAAGUUUUAUAAGACAGUAUUGAUGGAUGUCUAAGAGCUGGGUUUAAACAAGGUAAACUAAUAAGUAAUGUUUGCCAAUGGCCAUGGUACAUGAUAGCAGUCUUUACACUUUAUUUGCAUGAAUUUGUUUGAUCUCUACCUUCUCUCUGUAUUUGUUGAUGCAGGAAGGCAGCAGCAUUCAUGGAUAUAGUGGACACCUUUAAUCAUCUAAUACCCAGCGACCAGUUGGACGAGUCCUUGAUUAUAGGCCAGAAUCUGGAAUGUGAAGCUGGUAAUGACUUUGGGACAGGAUCGCAUCUGGAAGAUUCACUCAAGAACAUGCUCAGCGACAAAGACCCCAUGUUUGGCUGUGCAAGCUCUCAAUUCAAUCUGCUGGACAGCGAGGAACCCACUUUCCCUAUUGCUGACACUACAAGUAAGUCAGCAAACAAAGUUGUAAAAAUGUCUUGCUCAUUUGAAGUGCUGGAAUCGUAAUGAUGUUUUUAAAUGAGAACUAGAUUAAUUUCUUUUGGCAGCUUCAGCUCUUGAAGAUGGCUCUGCAUCCUCGGGCAUCGGCAGUGAGCUCUCAGUCACAGACAACACACAACUUAAGCGACCAGUUGGUAGGCAGAGGAAACCUCCACGUUCUUCAGAUUUCGGUAAGUUGGUGCCCAUUAAAGUUCCUGUUUCCGCCCUUUUACACAUUCAGAUUAAAGAUGACUUGACACGUUUGUCCUUUUCUUGCCAAAACAGAGCCAGAACUUGCUAACACACCCAUAAGGCGCGUAGCUCGAGGGAGACCAGGGAGGAAACCAGCCAACAGGCUACAAAAGACAUUUCUGAUCGAGAAAGGAGUCAAGGGCACCAAGCUGAAGGAAGAAUUAACUCUGGGAGGGCGUAUUAAUGUCAACGAUCUUGAUAGUGGAUUAUGGCUUAAUCCUGUGGUCGUACUGAGACGGUUGACGGUCACAAUCGGAGGAUUCAGGAUUGAACUGCUACCCGGACCUUCUUACACACACAAAGUGGAAACGAGUGAAUCUUCAGGCUUCGAGGAUGGAUUUUCAUACAGUGGGGACAUUGGGUUUACAGUGUUGCCAGAUGAAGCUGUUAAUGCACAGGUUCCAUUAGGGGAGACUGAAGCAGAAAUAGAGAAGCGCUCUGCUGAUGAUUCAGCCCUUGGACUGGGCCCGUAUGUUAAUCCUAACGAUGUGCAGACCUCUAAUGGGACAAUAAAGGGGAGCACACAAGAGACAAAACUCGACAAUCAGAGUGUUUCUGGACAGCAGAGGCCGGUUAGAAAAGGCAAACAGCCACAAAAUCAUGAGGAUAGCGAGACUAAUGCCAAGAGUAAGACUGACGGUAAGGUGAAACAAGAGAUUGUAGCAAAAACUUUGCCUAACCCUAAACAAGGAGUUUCCCUUGACAAGAAUAAGGACUUGGUUUCAGGUAAACCAAACAACACUGUAAAGGGACACAAAGUAUCCCAAACCACGCCAUCCACAAUCAUCCAAAGAGACGACCUGCACAAGAUGAAAUCCUUAAAGGAUAAGAAAGAUGUUGCACCUUUGAAAAGGCCUGCAGAAAUCACCCAAAGUGAGCAAGCUAGUAAAAUGCAAAAGGUACAGAGCACAGGAGACCCGAAAAUGAAGCCAAAAUCACCAGUUUCACCCACUGCUGUAGUUAAAAAGAUCCCAUCGUCCGGCAGCCAGGGACCAACUAAGCAAACUGUUCCACACAAUAGCGCCAAGGUGGAGGCAGCUCACCCGGUACAAGGACGUCCAAGCCAAUCUGUAAAAACCCCAGAUGACGGGGGGCAGGAGAAGGCUAAGCUGAAAAAGCCAGAGAAGAUCAUACAGAGACAGAAAAGUAAAACUGCGAGAAGUAUCUCUGUGGAGGAGCCGCAGCUGUUUAUUCCAGAUAAUGCUCCUGUCACAAAGAAGGAAGCCGCUGAGGAGCAACCUGCCAACAGUGAGAGUGUUUGGGACGGGAACAACUGCUGUGGGCUGUGCAAAAAGCACCACAACAACAUGUGAGUUUUUCUUCUUUGAUUUGAUUCAGAGGAAGAAAUGUCUAAUGUCUGAUUUUAAUCCAGGCAGAUUAUUUAGUUUCUCAACAUGCAUUUCUCUAUUCUCAAAUUUAUGCUAAAUUUAGGAUUAAUGUUUUAUUUAAAAUGAACCAUAAUAUCUGCAAACUCCAUUACUACUUUGUAGGAGUGUGAUGAGACACUCAGCUCAUGAGACAAGAUGGGGUGAGCAAGAGCAGAGAUAAGGUUCACUAGACAAGAUGAGAUUUGAACACCAUCUUUUCACGCCUUUAUAAGAUGGAGCAGUUGAAGACAGACGGGGAACAUGAAAAGCAGAGAGUGGGAGGAGGCAGGCAGUAAAGGUCUGGAAUGGAACCAGCGUCCAGGGUUGUAGCCUCUGUACUUGCAGUUUGGAGUGUCUAUUAACAGAAACAUACAAUCAGUGUGUUAAUUUAGAGACAUUUGUUGGAAAGGGCGCCCUCAUCUGCAGAAACUUUCUUUUCGUCUUGUUUGGCAGUGCCUCCUCUGCUGCACUGGACUGAUUUGGAUUCUGUGCUGUCACCUCUUUGCCAUAAUUGCAGUCGCAAAGACAAAUUAACUAAGUGCUGUCCUCAGAAAAUGGUGUACUUGCCAGACAGGAUGUCAUGCUUUAGUACCUCUACAUCAAAUGAGAACUCUGAGCAUCAAACACACCUUUCAAUAAUACACAUGCUUUGUUUUAGGUUCAUGGUCGGCUGUGGUCGUUGUGACGACUGGUUCCAUGGCGACUGCGUUGGCCUCGACUUGACGAAGGUGCGGGAAAUGGAGGAAGAGGACCAGAUGUACGUGUGCCUGAAAUGCUGUGAGGAGGAGAACAAAAAGGUCGAGCCCGAACCGCCAAUUGCAGCCAAACCAGAAGCUCCAGCAAAGACUGAAGUCCAGGAUCAAAAGCAGCAUCCGAAGCCCAAACCAGGACCCUCCCAGGCGCUGACAUCAGGAGGGGUCAGACCAGUAAGAAAGGUGAUCAGUUCUGCGUUACAGGCAUUAGAUCUCAUGCAUUUCAGAAAUGUAACCUUUCAUAUACAAAGGAUCUAUUUAUUUGUUCCCACAGCUAAUUCAUCCUCUGAUUUUAGGCAUAGACAAGGGUUUGUUGUGUUUAUUUGCAUUUACUUUGCUCUCACAGAAGGCUUGCACAUGGGUGUGUGGUGAACAUGGUGUAGUCACCACAAGUUUGGUACAACUUCACACACACAAAAGAAGUCACCCUUUGUUUUAUGAGACCAGGGUGAAGACAGGGUCAGGGUUGAUAACACCUCUAUUUUUUAAUUCCUCACAAGUCAAGUUUUAUGGUAUAUUUUCUAAUGUUGAGCAUAAAUAAUGACCCAGUGUUUGUUUUGUACUUUCUUCCAACCAUAGGAUCCUGAUAGGAGGCAGUCCACAGAGGUCAGAGAAUCCGCUCAUAAAACAGGUAUGUUUCUACACCCGUAUAAGAGGCUGUGAAUGUAAAUACAAGUCAUUUUUAGACUUCAUUACAAGAACAAACAAGCAAUUAACAACUGAAGGCAAACACACCACAUACAGUCACUUUUUAAACACAGGGCGACAAAAGUUUUGUGUCAGCUACGUUAUAAAAAACAAAAACUUGAUACCUUAAAGCAGGAUUUGUAGUAGUUGAGUUAAUUUCAGGGUUAAAUCCAGGUUUACACUCUUUGGAAAAAAAAUAAACAAAAAUUUCAAUCUUACAAAAUCAAAUUAAAUCAAUUACACCCAAUCACCAAUCAGUCGUCUUGAUCCCAGAAGCCUGUGAGCUGAUCUUGAGAGGAAAAAAGGGGGAAAGACCGACAAAUUCUUUGCAUGUCCUGAAUAGAUUCCAUAAAGGAUAUUUAUUAUGAUUUAAUGAUGAUACAGAGACUGACAAGUAUUCUCAAGCAUUCAAAAGAUAAUCAAAUUUAACCUAAACUUUGUUAACCUUUUCCUAUUAGCUUCAUACUAACAAUUUAAUACUAUCUUUACAAACAAGAAUGUAUCUGUGCAGCAAACUGGUAUGAAGUAGUAAAAUGGAGAGGCCAGAUUUAGGCGUACUGUGCAUCAAUGCCAGGAAAGCGAUAUUAUAAGCGUCACUUUGCACAUUAACACCAUUUCUUUUUCUGUCGGCUGUUAUGUGGCUGCGGCUGGGUUGCUUCAGAUUUUUCUAGUAUUGAAGUUUGCUCAUGGUCAGCAGUCUUGCUCGUUUUGCGAUUAUUUGUAUGUGCUGCUACUUCCUCCGACGUGCUUACUGAAACUGAAAUUUGAUCUAUGAGGUUGAUAACCAGCUUUUUGUGUGAGUGUUAAGUGUGAUCUCUUGCGUCAGAGUUCGUGAGGCUAGAUGACCAAAAGAUACCCUAAGUAUGCUAACUCGCCUUAUUCUCAGAUCUUAGAUAAGACUUGAGUGAAAACAAGAAAAAAUCAAGAUUUGAAAAGAGCUGUCAAAGGAAGUGCAUUUGAAGUGAAACAGGUUGUUUCACAGGCUCCCAAAACUGAGAAUUCAAUGAGGUUACUGUUGAUACUUCAACUUCUGUCUGCUCUGAGUUUCAGAACCAAAAGUGUGCAAAAGUCUAGAAGUUGUUUAGCAUAAUGAAAAAAUGAAGAACAGCAAAACAGGAGUGCACCUGUCGGGCAAGAGUCUCUGUAAAUAGUUGCAAAUGUUGUUGUGCUGCUUGAGUUGUUGUUUUAAACUUCCAUACUGGGUACACAGUUGUGGUAACAAAAGGUAAAAUUCCCAAUUUGACUCUGAUCAUCUUCCUGCCUUUAGAGUUUGUACAUACUGAUCAGGUCUCUCUUACUAAAGGUAAACUACGACUACAUCUCAGUGUGUCAAUAUCUGUGUUCUCAUUCAAUACACAAGAGGAAAAAAGACUCACCUUCUUCUCCUUCUUCUUAAAAUAACAGCUCUACUUGCACAUAUUUUAUCAUUUACAUCAUUUUGUUUCUGUGCCAGCUCGAACAUUUUGUCGUUCUGUCCAUGUAGGUGUUCAUCUGAAACAAGAGACAAGAAGUAAGUCGUCGUCUUCAAAGAAACCCGUGUCUGUGGAGGCGAUCAGGCGCAGUGUGCGCGACUCUCUGAAAGAAAUCCUUAUCCAGAGGUAAGAAGUUCACCAGCAAAAAGAAAAGGUUUAAAUACUGAGUUUUAGAUUAUAUUCAAAGUUUGUUUUCGCUCGAAAACUGUACAAACACUUACCUGAGUGUGCCAUAAGUGUGUCGCUUCUUGCUUUUCAGGUUGAAAGAGUCUAAUUUGAACGUCUCGGUGGAGAAGGCCUCUGAAGUUGCCAAGAAAAUCGAGAGGGAGCUUUUCCACUUGAACAAAGACACAGACAACAAGUACAAGAACAAGUACAGGAGUCUGAUGUUUAACCUGAAGGAUACUAAAAAUAAUGUGAGUACAAUCUUUGAGCAGACUGUCCAAAAAGUUUCUGUGUGAAGCAUCUCAGUGAAGUUGUUACUGUGGCCACAGUUGUCUUGAUUGAUUUGUUUCUAUUUCCUGAUUGUAGGUCCUUUUUAAGAGGGUCCUCAAAGGGGAGAUUUCUCCUGAUAACCUGAUACGAAUGAGUCCUGAAGAACUGGCCUCCAAGGAACUGGCUGCGUGGCGACAAAGGGAGAACAGACAUGUAAGUUGUUAACCAACAAUACAUUUUCAAAGAGUUCCCAGUGCGUACAUGUGGUAUAAUAUUUUAUGUUUUUUUCCCUCACAUUAAAGUUAUUUGGUGAGAUUUUGGAAAGCACCCUUUCUCUAUCUCCCUUUAAGUCAUAAUUAUAUCAUUUUUCAGACUAUUGAGAUGAUUGAAAAAGAGCAAAGAGAAGUAGAGAGAAGGCCCAUCACCAAGAUCACACACAAGGGUGAAAUUGAGAUCGAGAGCCAGGAGCCAAUGAAAGCACCUGAGCCCAUAGAGGUAAGGAAAAAGUCAGAUACUGUUCUGCAUCCCUGUAUGUUUGCCCGCAUAAUAGUGUUACGCAUCAUCAGCUUGUUUUUUUCUUACUUGUUAGGUUAAGACUUCUCCCAAAGCAGCAGAAGUGUCAGCAGAAAAACCUCCAAACACCCCGGAGCAGAAGGAAGAAAGCACCAAGACGGAGAAAGACACCACAAGCCAACACAAGUCUCAUUUGUUUGACCUUCACUGCAAAAUCUGCACCGGUAAACGCUUCAACGAGAAAAGCAGAUCUUUCUCUCAGUCUGCCUGUGGCGCUGCUUUUUCCCCAACAUAAAGCCACACUAUCCUCAGUAACCGGCUUCUUUUUUCUCUCCAUCAAACCUUUUCAUGAAGGUCGUAUGGCGCCCCCUGUGGAGGAGGCUCCAACCAAAGUGGUGAAAGUUGCUACGACGGUGGUGAGGAGGCAGUCCACCAAAGCAGAGGAGACGAAGGGCACGACGCCGUCCGCGGCGGAUGAUGACCUGCACCUCACGGUCUUGGAGGAGAGCUUUCGAAACGCUCAGUCAGGCUACGAAGGAAGGUGCGUGUCUCCCUGUUGACGUCUUUCUGCGUUUUAGAGCUAAUCUGUAGAUUUGAGAGAUGUUUAGAAACAACAGUGAGAACACAAACAACCGAGCAACGAAAACAAACAGCUGUUUGACUCAUCAGACUUGGAGAUGCAGGAGUACAGCUGCAAGGCAGCUUCAGUUACAAUUGAUAGUUAGCAUAAUAACAGCUAAAGGUCAACAUUACUCACAGCCUCCAUUCACUUUCACAUGAGCAGAGGAGCUUGUGUUCAGCACAGCAACAUCACAGGACUCCACAAUGUUUGUUGAUUCAACUGGUUCAGUUCAGAGAAUUUUGCUGAGCUUGCCAAAUCAGGGAAAUCAAUACCUCCCUUCCCUUCACUGGAACCUCUACUCAUGCUGAGCUAGCCUGCAGUCAGAGUAACUUGGUGUUGACUCACAAGUGUUUAAACUUAUUUUUAUUUGUUAGUGGUGUCCAACAUUUAAUAAAUGUCCUCCUUCAAUGAGACAUUUAACCCGCAUGCUGCUCCAAGUUGACCCUUGAGUCAUUUUAUCCUGAAACUGGUGUUUUGGUUUCAAUGGUGACCGUGUUUAUCAGUGACUUUCAGUUUUUCAUUAAACCCAAAUCUGAGGAGCACAUUCUAACAAGAAACAGCUCAACCAAAAUGCAUUCGCCAGGACUCGUUCCAUGUUGUAACCAUGACAACUGCUGACACAUUUGGCUGAAAGUCAUCAGAUUACAGGGUCACUCUUUGAACCCAAACACCAGCUUCCCUCUACGCAAAGGGAGGCCAGUAAGUGCAGCGCUUGUUUGUUUGUUUGUUUACCUGCGCGGUGGAAAAAAAUGAGACUGUGACAUAAUGAUGGAAAGACAGCUUUGCGACGGCGUGUGCUUUGGCCCGCUUCACAAGGCUGCAGCGUGAACACGAAACAACUCCAGGGAAAAACGCAGCCAUGUAUCAUUUUUUCAUCUGAAUCCAAACAAAACAAAAACCAUCGGUGUGAAAACAGCCAGGGACGUUUUUAAAUUGUUCUCACUGAAAUGUUUCAGUGUUUGGAUAGAAGAAUCAUUUAUAUUUAAAAUGUCCAAACUCCAGCAAACACUCUGAUCGUGGUGUGGACACAGAUCCAGCUGAUUAGUUGUGUGGAUAGUAUUGUAGUCUUAUAUCAGUUAUACAACUCACAGAUUUGCUGCUAAUUUAGAUUAAUUCCUUCAUAUUUUAAACUGAAGAUUCUAAUGAUAUUUAUUUUGCUAUCUAUCCACACUGGACUGUAUUAUACAGAAGAGGAAAUCUCUACAGUCUCAGAGGCUGCAGAAAAGCUCAAAUUGAAACCGAAACCAUCCUUUUCUGACCACCUGAGUCGUAUUUUUGUGCAGCUUCUUACCUCCAAUCUGGUUUCAUUUCUGUCGUUUGCCACAGGCUGGAUCUCACAGCUGGCAGAGAGGAAAAGACUGCUUUCCUCUCCAACCUGAAGUCCCUGUGGCGCGGAUUCAUUCACAUGCACUCUGUGGCUAAGUUUGUCACGAAAGCUUUCCCGGUGUCGGGCAUUCUGGACCACCUGACUGAUGUAAAGUGGAGCCGAAAGCUCAUAUUUCAAGUUUGAAAUGUUUCUGCUAAGUGUUAAAGACAAUCAGAGCUGUCAGUGAGGCUUGAUGUCUUCUUUUUUCUUCUAUAGGACCUUCCAGACAGCAUUGUAGUGGGGGGACGGAUUAGUCCACAGACAGUCUGGGACUAUUUGGAGAAGAUUCGGGCGACUGGAACAAAAGUAAGCGUUUGGCAGCUUUUCCUCCUGACAGGAUUAAGCAGCCUAUAGCUAAAUCCAGCUAUUACAUACAUCACCUACAAUUCAUUAUGGCGAGGAGCAGCUCAAUCUUCAGUCCAGACAAUUAACAUCCACACUUGUCAUGUCAUGUAAAGCUGCUUCAGCUCUUGUCAGAUUUCUUGUACUUCUCUGACGCGGCAUUUUCUUUAAUUAAAGGAGGUGUGCCUGAUUCGCUUCUCCCCCGAGACUGAAGAAGAUGAGAUCUCCUACACUUUGCUUUAUGCCUACUUCAGCAGUCGUAGGCGCUUUGGGGUGGUGUCCAAUAAUCUGAAACAAGUGAAGGACAUGUAUCUCGUUCCUUUGGGCGCCACUGAAAAAGUUCCACAUCAGCUUGUUCCCUUUGACGGACCAGGUAACCAGAGCGCCUCAUCUUUUUAGUAUUACACAAACAUUUCUCAUCCGUCAGACUUAAUUUCUUUUUUUUGGAUCAACAGGUUUAGAAAACAACCGUGCCAACCUUCUCCUUGGACUGAUAAUCCGCCAGAGACCGAAGAGGGAUUUCCUCACCGUGGACAUGAAUGAAAGCAUGAGGAUUGUUCCUGAAAUCAAACCUGUUACCCUUUCCUCGAGAGAGACUCGAGAAUCAGAGAAGGAAGAGAAUUUUUUCCUCUCCACUCUGACUGCCGCGCACAAUAAAGAGAAGGACAAACCACUUAACACUACUGAAGAAGUUAAUGAGCCGAUCACAGAGUCUGUGGAGGAACCGUCUGCAUCAGAGGAGACCAACAACCAGGAAUCUCAAAAGCCGCUCCGCUUCCUUCCGGGCGUGUUGGUAGGCUGGGGUGGGGAAUUACCACCUCUGCCAGAUGUUGGAAUUAAACCCACAAAGGCAGCAGAUGACACCCCAAAGACCCCGUCAGCUCUGAAAACAGAGACACCCACUGGAAUCUCCAAAAGUCCGACAGCUGCUGCGCCGCGAGAGCGCUUUGUCAUCAAAAAGAAAGAAGCUAAACCCGCUAAAGCUGAACCCGAGCUUCCCGGCCUGACUGACUCAUCUGUUGCGAACAACUCCUCAGUGAAGGAUGCUGCAGCGGUGACCCCCAGCACACCAGUCUCUCUGAAAGAUAAGCCUCCAGAUGUGUCGACUGAAACCUUCCUGGCGAGCUUGUCGACGGCUCCGAGUGGGACUGAAACGAGCGUCUCUGCCUCGGCAAACAAAGGAGACGCUGGCCUUUUGUCUGAAAACGAAAAAGGAACAUCUGAAGGGAGUUCUUCAUCGCAGCCAAUCUCCCAGACUGCUCCAGCUCACACAAAUAGCUCAAAACCUCCUUUGAGUGGAAUACUGAAAAAAUCUUCAGUGUUUUCCAGCGUGAGUGAAGAUAAAACAACGGUGCUACAAAAGGAUAAAGCCAGCCACCAAGCUCCUUUGAGUCCUAAACCCAUUCCUACAUUAAGUAGCACUAGAAAUCUUCCUGUUACUCUAUUUCAUCAAGGAUACUUGCAGGUUUCUCAGGCCAAGAACAAACCUGAGGAAGGAAAACAAGCAUCUACGCAACCGUUCCCAAGUGUGAAGGAAGAUCCCGGCGUGUCCCAGACUGAAGCGUCUGUAGCUCCUCCCACAGUCCAAGGAACUCAAGAAACAGGCGACAUCGAAGCCUCCGAGCCCAAACAAGAUGCAGCAGCGGCAUCGGCUCUCCCGGUUUACAACGCCGCUGCACCCACACCGCCACAGCCUCAGGUACCCGGCAGCUACGAUGACACAACCGGCCCUCCUCCUGACACCUCCUCCGCCCAGGAUCAGAACCACAGCACACCAGGAGCUCAGGAUCGCACUUCAUACGCCAUCCCCGGCCUGGAGAGCUACUCCGAAUCAUCCGGCCCAUCUCCGUCUCAGGCCAAAGAUCAGAAGCGGGUAGAGGAGCGAUACAGCGACCCGUGGGAGAGGCCGCGAAACACAGAAGAGAGAGACCACCACGGGAGGCACAGCCAUCACAGGGACUCCCACCACGGGAAGAAGAGCCGGCACCACGACCGCGAGAGGGAGAAGAAACACGACCGCAGCCAUGAGGACAAGUACAGAGAGAGGAGCAGGCACCACGGACACUCAGAGGACCGCUACGGCGAGAAGAGGAAAGAGAGGCAGCACAGCGACGACUACAGCAACCGCCACAAGGACAGACACAGGCACAGACGGGACUCUGAUUACGAGAACGGGCGGCGGAGUUCGAAAGACAGUUACUCAUAAUUUCGUUCUUUUAAGUAUCAAAAGCCCUGCUGGGGCUCUAAAAAAAAGACUGUCCGCCUGUAGGUCACUCAGCAGGUUCAGACUAUCUCAGCUCGUAUCGGCUGAUAGUUGAGUUGUUUUGUUUUUAUACACAAGUCUGCCGAGGAAAUGCCGUUUCCAGACCAGAAGUUCCAUUUUAGGUUAUUUACAGUACAGCCAAAAUGUAUUAUCAUUUCAAAAGGAUUGAGAAGAUCCGCAGAGAUUCGUUCUUUUCAGACCAACAAGAACUCAACAUUGGAACGUUUUCAAGGUUUUUAGCCUUUUAUUAUGUAACACUCAUUCAUAUUGGGCUGCUGUACUGACUGCAAACAAUCAGUAAAUGUUUCCAGUCUGGUGUGGACCAUUUGGUGAAAAGUUGAAGUUGCACUCAAAACAUUUGGCAUGAAUGUAACACAGACGACAUUUAACUGAGGACAGCGAUUAAAACAGCAGCUGUGUUUUUUUUUGUGUUUGUUUUUUCAACUUAAUUUCUUUUCAGAUUGCUUAAAUAUUUUAUAAACUUACUUUCUUUUGGAAAAGUAUGUACAUUUUGGCUUGUAAUAUACAGUAGAGAUUAUGUGUGCCUUUGCACUGUGUGUUUAUGUACAGUUCGUAAUAAAGCUAAUCCUUUUUUAUUGAUUAUAAAAACUCAUAUUGCUUUCAUAAUGUAUUAAAUCACCUUGAUACUGAUUUACAUUGUGCUAUUUUAAUCAAGUUCGACAGUCAAGUUGUCUGAUGAGCAUUUAAACACAGACCACAUGUUAUUUGAACAAUGAUAAGUAAGCAGAUUAUUUUUUACAAACAUAACGAACACCAGAAGAAGAAGAAAAUAGCUGCAGAGUCAAACAUGAAGAAAAUACAGUCUUGUCUUUGAAUCACUGUUACAAACUUUACUCAGAAUACAUAUUUGUACGCAAUAAAACAACUUACAGUACAUCACGUUGAAGCAUUUCACUGCGCUGUGUAGCUGUUAUUCACUGAUAACGGGGCCAAAUGUCUAGAGAGAAAACUAAAAUAAAUGUGGGUAUUAUGAGAGGGCUCAUACAUGUGAGUUUUAAAUAGUUUCAAACUUAUCUUAAGUUGCUAAAGUUGUAAACACAACCUUGUUUCUAAAAAAGUUGUGAAUCUCCUUAAAAUGCUGUUAAAAGCAGAUUUUGAGUGUUUGCAAAUCAUUUUAAGUCUGUACUUCAUCAGAAAUGGUGCAAAAACAGUUGAAACUGUAAAUGAUGUAUUUCAAAAUGUUGGGACAGGACAACAAAAUACUGAAACAAGUUGUGAAACGCCAAAAAAGUAUAAUACUCAGCUUCAAAAGUUGAUUUGCAAAAGGUUUGUUACAUGACCAGGAAUAAAAAAGAUACUCUAAGAAGACUAAGUGCAAAAAUGAAGAGAGGUUCACACCACUGUGAGAGACUGCAUGAACAUGGUAUGAUGUCCCUGAGGGUUAAAUUGAAAAUACUUUGUGGAUUAAAUCAUUUACAGCAAACACUAUAACUGAAUUAUUCUAAGAUUCUGGACACACCUGUUGGAAAAUGACCAAAAACCAAAUUGACUGUAGUGGAAAUCACUACAUGAGCUCAAAGUCACUUUCAAAAUCCCAUUUUUAUGAACAGCUCAACACUUCAUCCACAAAGGCAGGUUAAAACUCCACCAUGUAAAGAAGAAAACAAACAUGAUCCAGAAAAACUUGAAAAAAUCAAAAUUUCUCUUUCAUUCUGGAAAUCAUGGAGACCUUCUUCUGCUAUAAAGAGGAGCAGGACCACCCGACAUGUUCUCAGCAAAAAGUCAGCAUCCAUGACGGUGAGUGCCCGUGAUCUGGGGAGUUUACACAUCUGGAAAAGCACCAUUACUGCCAUGGUAAGACAACUUUAGCUGCAAUCUAGACAAUUAGAGAAGAUCCUGCAGAUUCCAUCAAGACAAUCCCAAACCUCAUUCUGUAGAUAUAACAACAACAUAACUCUGUAGUAGAAGAGUCUGGGCACAAACUGGAGUGCAGAAACAGGUCUCCUUGAUUUCUAAAUGUUAACACAGUGUUAAAUAAGAGAUUGUGCAAUUCAAGAAAAAAACAUACUACUGUCCCAACUUUUUGGAGAGGUGUUGCUGACAUCAAAUUGAAAAACAAAAUCAUGAAAUCUUUCACUUCUUACUUCUGCUAGUCUGUAUUUGCACCAUUUUCAAUUUCAGUUUGAUUUGGUAACACUCAAAUUCUGUUGUAUAAGCAUCUUGUACAUCAUUCAGACUUUGUACAAAUUAAAGACGAUAUUUUACCUACUUUGAAAAUGAAAGUGAGGAAUAUGUGAUCAGGCAUAACAAAGGAUGUUGCAGAAAGUAAUGAAAGCAGUAAGCACCUUGAGUUCUGUAGUUCAGCGUGAGCAUUUUCAUUGCUUUGUAUUUUUUUUUCAUACUGACUACUGAGUGGAAAGCAAUGAAAACUCCAUUUUCAUGCAGUACAUUUGGCCCCUGGAGUUACUCUCUCUCACUUCUAAUCACCCCCCUCAUCAACAUUAAAACCUUCACUGUUUUUCAGAAACUGCAGCGGCUUUGUAUCUUGGAAUAAAUGAACAUUUCUGAGAUUUCCUUCAAAGCCCUUUAAAAACAACCCUGCAGUGAUGUUUGAGACGUUCCUGUAUAGUUCAAACCCUCCAAAGUAAAGCUGACCACCGUAAUUUAAGGCAAUGUAACGCUCAAAUGGGUCCAUAUCUUGGAUGAUGGCUCUCUUACUGUUUAGGAAUACCUGGAUCACUGUGCCGUUCAAAGAUAUGGAGACAUUAUGCCACUUGUUGCAGCAGAGAGAGAGAUUUCUGUAAGUUACUGGGCGGGAAAGUCUCUCUCCAAGGUUCACGGCCACUUUGAGGAGUCCUCCUUCAAGGCCGACUGCGAGGUAGUCGUCAUCUUCUUGUUCAGCCUUCCCCAUCCACAGUAUCAAACUGUCAUUAGAGCGUGAGCGAAAGCUGAAGGAAACUUGUGCGUAUUUCAGAUUUCUCGUGUUGUAUCUUGAGUCUAGAUAUUUAACGAAAGAGUUCCCGAUAAACUUGAGAGUUUCCGAUGUUACUUCUGUGUCACAGUACCUCCCACCCCAUCCUAGUGGGCACAUACAGCUAUACGAGACGUCACUAGAUGGAGCACAAAUGGAGCCGUGUUUGCAGUUGUUAUCUACACAGACUAUCGACUGGUUGCACGCGGAGCCGGUCCAUGGCAGCGGACACACGCAUGUAAAUGAGCUGCUUCCUAAAGGCAGGCAGCGACCUCCAUUUUGGCACACCUUGUACCCACAUCCAGUCCCAUCCCAGUCCCCAAUAUUCGUCCCACUAACCGCCCCCGUCUCUGUCA
Molecule: messenger RNA, 16192 nt
Organism: Xyrichtys novacula (pearly razorfish)
Lineage: Eukaryota; Metazoa; Chordata; Actinopteri; Labriformes; Labridae
Source: the annotation of a GenBank genome assembly